AGGUCCCGCCCCUGUCACGUGCACCUAGCCAACCAAUCAGCGACGCUCCUGCCCAGGCCCGGCUGGCUAGCUCGUCGCCAUCGCGAGGCCCUCAGAGGAGCUUCGCAGAGGACUCCGUGUGGAGGUGCAGGAGAGCUGUCUGUACCUGGGAAGACACCUUGGGAUGGCGCCACCUCGGAGGAAGCACCUGAGGAGAGCUGCGAAGGCCCCGGUGGAGGCUCCGGGUAUGGCAGCCAAUGACUUUUGGGGACAAGAGAGAAGAGACCUGAGUGGGCCGGAGGCUGUUCCUGAAGGAAACAAUCCAGUACCGGAUAAGCCCGGGGAGAGCAGUCCUUCUGCAGGAACAUUUGAGGACGAUGUGGGGAAUGAAGUACAGAAGAUGCUGGAAAGGCUUGGAGUUGACAUUAAACAGGCUCUUCUCACAAAGAGAAAAAUGUUCGAAAUGGGUACAAAAGCUUCUAUCAAAACCACUAACGAAACAAUUGAGCAUGUUUGGAAACUACAACAAGAACAAAGGCAGAAUCUUCAUCUCAAAUAUUCUCAGCAGUUUCUGACUUUGUUUCGGGAGUGGAAUGUAGACAUGCAGAAAGCCCAGAAACAACAAGAAAAACUAGCCAGUAUGUUUCAAGAGCAACGAAAGGUUCUUCAACAAGCUAGAGUUGUUCAGAAUCAGAGACUGCAAAAAAUUAAAAAUUUAUAUGUGCAAUUCUUAGAGAGUAUGCAGGACUUAGAGAAGGACCAUGAGCAUCUUCUUACUGAUGAACAAAGUGAAGUUAGAGAAGAAAUGACCAAGUUGCAAAACAAAAUUAUGAUGGAAGUUCAACAGCAAGAGCUGGCAAUUGUUCAAAAGUCUCUUCAAUCCCUGUUAUUCUGAUGACUUUGAAGAAAGAACUUGAACCUAAGUGCUAUGAUAGAAGCAUAACAUUAGCUACACCGAACCACGUUGCGGUAGUUUAAAAAUUGUAGUUGAAAUCAGUACAUCUUGUUUACCAUAGCUUGCUUGUUUAGUGCAAGAAUCUUUUCCUGCUAAAACCCCAAGCCCCAAACAGUUACGUGGGUAGCAGCAAUUCCACAAUUAUAUGUAUUAAGCUUUCAGCCCUUCGUUAGUAAUGAUGACUUUGUGUACUUAACACUGUUAAUUAACUUUUAGCAACAGGAUGAUUUAAUUUGAGGCUUGGCCUCCGUGGAUCUGUAUCAGUCCCAAAAGGUUCAGAGCACACGUACAGAAAGAAGGUUACUUUGCUUUUCCUAAAGGAAAAAUAAAAUUAAAGGGUAUAAAAUCUAUCUUA
Messenger RNA from Acinonyx jubatus (cheetah), 1289 nucleotides. Its product is annotated as synaptonemal complex protein 3-like. Gene Ontology annotation, cellular component: synaptonemal complex. The record is from RefSeq and is a predicted model, not a curated record. The coding region runs from base 164 to 874 and encodes 236 amino acids. Gene Ontology annotation, biological process: spermatid development; meiotic cell cycle. NCBI's taxonomy places the organism in Eukaryota, Metazoa, Chordata, Mammalia, Carnivora, Felidae. The transcript has 9 exons.